Diorhabda sublineata is the source of this 649-nucleotide messenger RNA. RefSeq lists its product as uncharacterized. The coding region runs from base 1 to 636 and encodes 211 amino acids. The record is from RefSeq and is a predicted model, not a curated record. Lineage: Eukaryota; Metazoa; Arthropoda; Insecta; Coleoptera; Chrysomelidae. The transcript has 4 exons.
AUGACUUUAUUGUUGCAAAUUGUUUCUGUUGCUUGCUUGGUAUAUCAAAUAUCUGGACACGGUAUGAUGUUAGAUCCACCAGGGAGAAGUUCUUUGUGGCGAUUUAAUAGUUUAGCACCUGUGAAUUAUGAUGACAAUCAAUUGUUUUGUGGUGGCUAUUAUGUACAACAUAUUUUAAAUGAUGGAAAUUGUGGGGUCUGCGGUGAUUCAUACACCGAUGAACAUCCUCAAGAUAAUGAAAAUACUGGUACAUAUGGACAGGGUAUAAUUGCGAAAGAAUAUAAAGGUGGAUCUGUUAUUAAUGUAUCUAUCAAUGUCACUGCUAAUCAUUUGGGUUACUUUUUAUACAGCCUUUGCGAGUUGGAAGAUCCCAAUGCACCUGAGUCGGGAGAAGAUUGCUUCAAAUCACUUUUAUUAGAAGAUGGUUCAACAAACUUCACAGUAACAGAAGACAUGUCUGAAGUUACAAAUAGAGUUGUUUUACCCAAUAUCGACUGUCCCAGAUGCGUAUUAAGAUGGACUUAUGUAACAGGUAACAGUUGGGGUAUAUGCGAGGACGAUAGAUCGAAAGUAGGAUGUGGUCCCCAAGAACAUUUCAGAUCCUGUUCUGACAUCUCAAUUUCCUCCACUAUAUGAAAAAAUAUGAAGA